Messenger RNA from Yamadazyma jaroonii, 1248 nucleotides. NCBI's taxonomy places the organism in Eukaryota, Fungi, Ascomycota, Pichiomycetes, Serinales, Debaryomycetaceae. The record is from the annotation of a GenBank genome assembly.
AUGUCAUACGCUGUAAAUUCGUUACUUGACACUGAUGUGUACAAAUUGUUUAUGCAGAAUGCUGUUUUGGCACAUUAUCCUGAAGUGGAGGUCGUUUACACCUAUAAGAAUAGAACUCCUUCAAUGAAAUUGAAUUCUGAUGCAAUUGAAUGGAUUAAAACACAAGUGAACCAUUUAGGAAAUUUGACAUUUAGUGAUGAUGAGAUUGACUAUCUUAAAUCUAAAUUACCUCAAUUGACUCCUGAUUAUCUUGAAUACUUGAAAACCUUCAAAUUGGAUCCUGAAAGUCAAGUUAAAUAUCAAGAAGAUGGAGAGUUCGGUAUCGAAAUAGUAGGUUUAUGGAAGGAAACUAUAUUGUACGAAAUUCCAAUAUUGGCAAUUGUCUCUGAGUCAUACUUCAAAUUCGUUGAUACUGAUUGGAACUAUGAAAAUCAAGAACAUGUAGCUAUCAGUAAAUGCAAAGCACUUUUCGAUAAUCAAUGUAGAUUUAGUGAAUUUGGUACUAGAAGAAGAAGAUCUUUCAAAUCUCAAGAUAUUGUUGUGAGAGCCUUAUCUGAUUUUGCUUUACACAAUCCAAACGAAGCACAAUAUCUCUCAGGGACUUCCAACGUGUUGUUGGCAAAAAUUUAUAAUUUAACUCCUAUUGGUACCGUUGCUCAUGAGUGGUUCAUGGGAGUUGCAUCCAUCACUCAAAAUUAUGUUGAGGCCAAUAAGACUGCUAUGAAACUUUGGAUUGAUACUUUUGGUGAAAAGUAUGCUGGAUUAGCUUUAACUGAUACUUUUGGUACUGAUGCUUUCUUAAAAAGUUUCAACAAACCUUUCUCAGAUCAUUAUGCUGGUGUGAGACAAGACUCAGGUGAUCCUUUGGUCUAUGCUGAAAAGAUCAGUACUCACUACAAGAAACUUGGCUACCCAGAUCAUUCCAAAGUGAUUUGUUUCAGUGAUUCCUUGAACAUUGAAAAAUGUUUGAAAUAUCUGCAAAGAGCCAAAAGUUUGGGUUUAAUACCGAUUUUUGGUAUUGGUACGUUCUUCACCAAUGAUUUCACCAAAGAAAGUGAUUUCUCCGUCAAAUCGACCCCACUUAAUAUUGUCAUCAAAUUGAAGGAAGCUGGUGGUCAUCCAUCAAUCAAAAUAAGUGACAAUUUGAGUAAAAAUAUGGGAGAUGAGACAGUGGUAAAAUCAGUUAAACAACAAUUGGGUUAUCAAGAAAGGGAUUGGAGCGAAGGUGAUGAAUCCAAAAGAUGGUAA